Molecule: messenger RNA, 966 nt
Organism: Saccostrea echinata
Lineage: Eukaryota; Metazoa; Mollusca; Bivalvia; Ostreida; Ostreidae
Product: neuropilin-1a-like
Exons: 5
Coding region: 22-966 (314 amino acids)
Source: RefSeq, a predicted model, not a curated record
GCAUUACAUUUAAUUGUCUGGAUGAUUAUUGGGAUUUUUUCGUCCGAGAAAACCAAUGCAUGUGACAGCCAUUUGGUAAAAAAUGUAACAGACGAUAAACUUACUGCAUCCAGUAUCUACAGCAAUGACUAUCCACCCUUUAAAGCCAGACUGUCUAAUGCAGAAGGAUGGAGUCCGAAGGAAUCCCAGCUAAAUCCCUGGAUACAGGUAGACUUUGGAAGAGGAAUGGUGAUAAUGGCGGUGCUGACAAAGGGAAUGGGCGGGUUUAGCGAAUGGGUGAAAAAAUACCAAGUCAGAUACAGCAAUACAGGUUCUACAUGGGCGGUAUUGCAAUAUGGCUCUACUAAUGAAUUUAAUGCAAAUACUGACUCAACAAGUUUGGUAAGGAAUAACCUUCCAUUCCAAGUAAUAUCUCGCUAUCUACGAAUCUACCCCACGGACUGUCAUGACUACUGCAGUCUACGGUUUGAUGUCGUUGGCUGUGAAGUGACGUCAUUGUCCACAACGAUGGCAUCAACGACCAUAAGUAGAACUACAGCAGGAGUGAAAACAACAAUCGAACCAUCAACAACUACGUCGACCGAUGCUAUGGCCACCACCUCGACAGCUAAAGGGACGACAUCGACACAAAUGCCUACAACGACAUCGGUACAUAUUUCUGCAACGACAGCUUCAAGUACAAUCGUGUCGACAUCUCCCUGUCCGUGUACAUGUGUCAAACAACAUAACUCUACCUUAACAGAAAAAGAACUCCGCGCCAGAUUAGCUGGUAUCGUGCAGAAUUUGACAAUUUCUAAGAAAACAACAUCUAUCUACAAGAGAAGUAAAAUUUCUGCGCAGGAUAACAGACCGCAAGUAAUGUAUGUAGGAUCUAUAGGAAUAGCUAUUUUGAUUAUAGUUAGUAGUUUAAUUGUUCUACCGGACUUGUUCAAAUUAUUUCAAUUUUUUCUAUGCUACACACAGUAA